CCCUGCAAUACAGAGACGAAGCAGUCCAUACAACACAGCCCCAUUUCGCAAAAAUAUCUCAAACUCUUUUACCCUUUAACUUCAAAAUUCAACCCAGAAACUCACAGGAAUCAAUGGCCACAGUGAAGAGAAUCAAGCUUGGCUCACAAGGCCUGGAAGUUUCAGCUCAAGGCUUAGGCUGCCUGGGGAUGACAGGCUUCAACGGCCCUCCAAAACCUGAGCCUGAAAUGAUCGCUUUGAUUCACCAUGCCAUCAACAGUGGCUUCACUUUUCUUGACACUUCUGAUUUCUAUGGACCUCACACCAACGAAAUUCUUCUUGGAAAGGCUUUGAAGGAAGGGAUGAGAGAAAGAGUUGAAUUGGCCACUAAAUUUGGUAUCAACUUUGCAGAUGGCAAGAGGGAAAUACACGGCGAUCCGGCUUAUGUGAUGGCUGCCUGUGAGGCUAGCUUGAAGCGGCUAGAUGUCGAUUGUAUCGAUCUUUACUAUCAACAUAGGAUUGACAGUAAAGCUCCCAUUGAAGUCACGAUUGGGGAACUCAAAAAACUUGUUGAAGAGGGCAAAAUAAAGUAUAUAGGUCUAUCUGAAGCAUCUGCUUCAACAAUUAGACGAGCUUAUGCUGUUCAUCUAAUAACAGCUGUGCAGUUGGAAUGGUCCUUAUGGUCACGAGAUGUGGAGGAAGAGAUAGUUCCUACUUGCAGAGAACUUGGCAUUGGGAUUGUUGCAUACAGUCCUCUCGGACGAGGAUUCUUUUCAUCAGGGGCUAAGUUGCUCGAAAAUAUUUCGAAAGAUGAUUUUAGACGGCAUUUGCCCAGGUUGCAGCCUGAAAAUCUGGAACAUAACAAAAAGUUAUUCGACCUAGUUAAUGAAAUGGCAGCGAAGAAAGGAUGCACCACAUCACAGCUUGCACUAGCCUGGGUUCAUCACCAGGGAGAUGAUGUAUGUCCGAUUCCUGGAACCACCAAGAUCAAAAACUUCAAUGAAAAUAUCAAAGCGUUGUCUGUGAAACUAACUCCAGAAGAAAUGGUUGAAUUUGAAUCCAUUGCUGCAGCAGAUGCUGUAAAGGGUGACCGAUAUGUGAGUGGCUUCGCUACAUACAAGAACUCAGAAACUCCACCGCUGUCUUCGUGGAAAGCUUCGUAAGGCUAUGGAUUCUGCACUUUUAUGUUGUUGUGAGGAUGAGCAUUUGUAGGUUAAAUUACUUUGUUUGAUAUGAAGAAGAAAAAAAAAAAGUUGAGUGGGAUGUGGUUGUUUCAAACUAAAUAAAGGAAGAUUGGUGCAAGUUUUAAGAAUUGUUUUGGUGAUCUCUCAA
Molecule: messenger RNA, 1311 nt
Organism: Mangifera indica (mango)
Lineage: Eukaryota; Viridiplantae; Streptophyta; Magnoliopsida; Sapindales; Anacardiaceae
Product: probable aldo-keto reductase 2
Exons: 5
Coding region: 114-1142 (342 amino acids)
Cellular component (GO): cytoplasm
Source: RefSeq, a predicted model, not a curated record